AUGGAUGCGACCUCUGCAAAGACAAUUCCCGAGCGCUAUUACGUGGUUCAAAGGAGAGAUGGUUGCAUUGUGAAAAGCUCAAGAGCGCUAGUGGCAGGAGACUUGUGUUGUACAACAGUGAGAUGCAUGCUGCCCACAGCACCUGCGCACAGCCCCAGACUCACACCUUUCCGAGGUGCUCUGUGCAGGCGAGAGGAACAAAUAGGGUGAAGAAGGUGGAGAGGGUUCGAGAUCGAGAAGCAUAUGUGGUCAAGACUCGUGGUGGACAAGACAAGGUGUACUAUGCCGGGGAAGAGGUGGCAUUUGCACGCCAAGAGCUGCUGCCAAUGCACCGUUCAGUGCUGUCAGAUAGGACUGCUAUAGGCAAGGAGUACCAGGUCAGCUUGUAUGCAUCAGCAGUGCCACCAAUAUGCAGGCUCUGACAUUCUUGCUCUGUAUAUUUCAGCGUCAGCUGGAGCAACAGCGUCUUGUUGAAGCGCAGCGACAGGCACAAGGACAUCAGCAUACGGGCGCAGGUCGGCAGCAGCGGGAGCAGACGGGCGCAGAUCAGCAGCAGCAGUUGGAGCACCUCUUCGAUCUACAAAACCUUCGACUGGCAACCUCGUCGCCUUCAGGAAAGCUCGGCAAUGUCCCAACCUUUACAGAUGAGCCUACUGCCAGCAUACAGUCCCGCUCAGCAUCUAGGCGUAGCUCGAGCAUGGGACAGCAAAAGCCACAAAUGCAAGACGAGUCGAUCGCCAGCGAUCCUCCUUCUCCCACCGUUUGGCCUGCCGUGCCGCAACUCGCCUCUGCUGCGUCUUUGCUGCCAGAUCGCACACGCAUUGCUGCAGCUGAGCCCAUCUCAUUGGCGCCCAACUCACCGGAUGCCAUGGCUUUGAUGACGCUGUUUGUUUUGCUUCGACAGUACUAUGCUGCUCGUGCAGAGAACAUGCAGGUGGAUUCUGCACGUACGACGGAGAAGGAGGCGGAGACGGAGACGGCAACAGAAAUGGCGACGACUGCACCACAAACUUCAACAGGGCGGGCUCCGCAGCCUUUGGCUUUGCCGCGCACUCCAGCUCCGCGCAGAAGCUUCCAGCAAAGCGGUCUGCAGCAAGAAAGUCCUUUUGACUUGGCAUCUGGCAGCAGCAUUCAUUCGCCAACACCGUCCCUUCAUUGCGGGACAAAAAAGUCGAGGAUGGGCCUGGGCUCCGCAGCUGAGGUCUAUCGAAAUCCGGCAGUCGUCUUUCGCAGCUCCUCUCUUGCAUUUGCCACAUCCAAACCUGACUCUGCCCACCGCCUACGAGCGCGGUCUGCUGCAUCCUCAUUGGCAUCAGCAUCUCUGACUCACCUUGCCUUUCCUCUCCAAGACAUGGCUAGAGCUGAGCAGUGGGCCAAGGAACAUGGGCCCUCUGGAUUUAGAGGCCACAAGCCCUUUCUUGUCUUGUGCACUUCUGAUCACGUCGCGCACUGGGCAGCUGUCUGGUUUGCUGCAUUCUGA
Ceraceosorus bombacis is the source of this 1480-nucleotide messenger RNA. The record is from the annotation of a GenBank genome assembly. NCBI's taxonomy places the organism in Eukaryota, Fungi, Basidiomycota, Exobasidiomycetes, Ceraceosorales, Ceraceosoraceae.